Molecule: messenger RNA, 659 nt
Organism: Erigeron canadensis
Lineage: Eukaryota; Viridiplantae; Streptophyta; Magnoliopsida; Asterales; Asteraceae
Product: histone H2B-like
Exons: 1
Coding region: 81-503 (140 amino acids)
Biological process (GO): nucleosome assembly
Cellular component (GO): nucleosome
Molecular function (GO): DNA binding; protein heterodimerization activity; structural constituent of chromatin
Source: RefSeq, a predicted model, not a curated record
UCUCACACAUCUUCACACCAAACACAUUCUCACUCUUGAAAUUUCCAAAAACUUCCCUUUCACUUUCAAAACUUCAGAAAAUGGCCCCAAAAGCAGCAGCCGGAAAGAAACCCGCCGAGAAAGCCCCCGCCGCCGCUGAGAAAGCCCCAAAACCAAAGGCUGAGAAGAAGAUCCCUGCAAAAGACGCAUCGUCAACCGACAAGAAGAAGAAGAGGCACAAGAAGAGUGUAGAGACAUACAAGAUAUAUAUAUUCAAGGUGUUGAAACAGGUGCAUCCGGAUAUCGGAAUCUCAAGCAAGGCUAUGGGAAUCAUGAAUUCGUUCAUCAAUGAUAUCUUUGAGAAACUGGCUCAGGAAGCUUCCAGAUUGGGCAGGUAUAACAAGAAGCAUACUCUUUCUUCAAGGGAGAUCCAGACUGCUGUCAGAUUGGUCUUGCCUGGUGAGCUUGCCAAACACGCCGUUAGUGAGGGGACUAAGGCGGUUACCAAGUUUACCAGCGGUUAAUUAGGGUUUGUGGGGUAGUGUUUGGGAAUGAGGUUAUUAGGGUUUGAUUUGAAUUGUCUUUUGAUGGUUUUAGUGUAAAUCUGUUUAGAUCUGGUUUUAUAUGUUAUGAAUGUUGGGUUUUAUGAUUAAUGGAAAUUAUGUUUUUAAAGUGUUUAA